Molecule: messenger RNA, 927 nt
Organism: Tupaia belangeri chinensis (Chinese tree shrew)
Lineage: Eukaryota; Metazoa; Chordata; Mammalia; Scandentia; Tupaiidae
Product: olfactory receptor 14A2
Exons: 1
Coding region: 1-927 (308 amino acids)
Biological process (GO): G protein-coupled receptor signaling pathway
Cellular component (GO): membrane
Molecular function (GO): olfactory receptor activity; G protein-coupled receptor activity
Source: RefSeq, a predicted model, not a curated record
AUGGCCAACCACACCGGAGAGCUGGGCUUCCUCCUCACAGACCUCUCUGCCACCAGGGAGCUCCAGGUGCUCCAGGCGGUUCUGUUUCUGCUGAUUUACGUGGCGACUGUCGUGGGAAACCUUCUCGUUUUUGUUGUCAUCACCCUGGACCCCUGUCUUCACAUCCCCAUGUACUUCCUCCUGAAGAACCUGGCCUUCUCUGACCUCUGUCUCAUUUCCACCAUCAUCCCCAAGUCCAUUCUCAACUCUCUCUCCAACCAGAGCACCAUCUCCUUCCCGGGGUGUGCGAUGCAGGUCCUGGUGGUGAUUCACUUUGCUGGGUGCGAGGUGUUCAUCCUCACAGCCAUGGCCUAUGACCGCUAUGUGGCCAUCUGUCACCCGCUGCGCUACACUGUCAUCAUGAACAGGGACGUCUGUGUACGCGUGUCAACUGCCUCCUGGGUCCUUGGGGCAUUCUUCGGAGGCACAUACUCAGCUGGCACAUUCUCCUUAUCUUUCUGUGGCUCCAGAAAAGUCCCUCAGUUUUUCUGUGAUGUCCCCUCAUUGUUAAAGCUUUCUUGUUCUAAGGAUCAUAUUACUAUUAAUAUCAGUGUGGCGAUCGGAAUGUUUUAUGGACUUUUUUGUUUAUUCAUCAUUGUUUUCUCGUAUGUCUAUAUUUUUAAUACGAUACGAAGCAUCCCAUCCGUGCAAGGCAGGUCCAAAGCCUUCUCCACCUGCCUUCCCCACCUGGUGGUGGUAACCACCUUCCUCCUGACGGGAGCCGUUGCCUACACAAAGCCAGUGCCCAAGUCGCCCUCGCCCUGGGACUUGCUGCCCUCACUGUUGUACGCAGUGCUGCCACCCUCCCUUAAUCCCGUCAUCUACAGUCUGCGGAACAGGGAGAUCAAGUCGGCCCUGAGAAAGCGUCUGUGGAAACUCAGCAUGUGA